Messenger RNA from Brachypodium distachyon (stiff brome), 8821 nucleotides. Its product is annotated as putative disease resistance protein RGA1. Bases 567 to 5297 code for a protein of 1576 amino acids. The record is from RefSeq and is a predicted model, not a curated record. Lineage: Eukaryota; Viridiplantae; Streptophyta; Magnoliopsida; Poales; Poaceae. The transcript is spliced from 13 exons. Gene Ontology annotation, molecular function: ADP binding. Gene Ontology annotation, biological process: defense response to other organism.
AAAAAAAAAAGACUUGGCAUCCUUCCCUUUUCUCCCCUUUCUUCAAGCUUGGCAUCUGUUCUUUGCGCACUCCACUCCGGCCAACUUUCUUCGCAUCAGCCAGCUCCGGCAUCUCUCCGUCCCUAGGGCGUCUAGGGGCCCGCGGAUUGAUUCGUUGGUCCGCCACUGGCUUCCUUUAACGCCCUUCUUAUCCCCGGAGCUAUCUUCCCUGCGAUGGCAGUUUCAGAUCUAAAACCAUUCCUCUGCUCCCGUCCUCUUUCUUCUCCACGCAAUCUGUCACCGCGCACACACCCGAAGGGGAGGCGUUGCAGCCGGCGAGGCGGCGAGCCACCCGCAGCAAGCAGAGGCGGCGAUCGAGGCGAUCCCGUCUAGCAGCGGCGGUGAGCAGCCUCGCAGACCUCAGCGGGUGACGCUGCGAGUUGCGGCGCAGAGACCCCGUCGAGCAACACCCAUCUUCCCGGCGCCGGUGCCGACAUCUCCGCCGGCGUGACCCUGCCGUCGCCGCAUCGAAAAAAGAAGAAAGCAGCUAAACAUUCCACCGCGGCUCAUCGCCUUCCAGCGUGAGGAUGGACGCGGCCGUCGAUGCGGCGCUCUGGGUGGUAAGCAAGGCGCUGGCCCCCGCAAGGGACGGCCUGCUGGAGUCGUGGGCGGCCAGCUCCAAGCUCGGCACCAACGUCCAAGCCCUGAAGAUGGAGCUGUUAUACGCGCAGGGGAUGCUCGACAGUGCCCAGGGCAGAGACAUCCGCAGCCGGCCUGCGCUACGGGAGCUGUUGAACAAGCUGCGGCAGCUGGCGUACGCGGCCGAUGACGUGCUUGAUGAGCUCGACUACUUCCGCAUCCAGGAUUCUCUCGACGGCACCAACCAUGCCGCUGACGAUGAUGGCCUUGUCCGGAAUGCUUGGCAGACUGCCAGAGCUGCUGCCCACAAGCUUAAACUCGGCUCAAGGUCACGUGAUGAUCCAGCUAGCGACGAAGAAGGUGGUGCCAGACAAGCAUGUCUCUCUAGGGUUCUCCCGUGUGGCGGGCAUGAUAAGAGACCCUCACCAUUGCCGCCCACAAACCAGGGCGUCCAGGAGGCUGGCUAUGCAUGCAUGCCUAAGGUCAUCGCUCGUGCUUGCAACGCUGCAGACACUAUCGGUAAACACUUUCCAUGCCACUCUUUUCCGUCUGUUUGCGGUAAUGAUGUCGCUCCUACCGUGCGGGAAUCCUCUGACAUGACGAGGGGACGGCGAUUUUUCUGUGGUACCUGCCCAUUCAAGGAGAAUAAUCACGCUGUCCUACCACCAAAAUGGAAGUUUCAUCGUGUCGAAAUGUCCCAAAAAAUGAUGGAACUAGUCCAACAGCUGAAACCCCUUUGUGCUAAGGUCUCCACCAUCCUUAAUCUUGAGCUACUAGGCUCCACCCAAAAAGAAAAAACAAGCAGACCCAAAACAACCCCAGGAAUCGUAGAGCCUACGCUUUAUGGUAGGGAUGGUAAGAAAAAGGAGAUUAUAGAUCUAAUAUUAACAUAUGAUAAGUAUUGUGGAGAUGGACUUAGAGUUCUUCCCAUUGUUGGUCCAGGCGGUAUAGGGAAGACAUGUCUCAUCCAACACAUAUAUAAAGAGCUGGAGAGCUCUUUCAAAGUUCUGAUUUGGAUAUGUGUGUCUCUUGAUUUUAAUGCAAAUAGGUUGCUAGAAGAGAUAAAGAAAUAUAUUCCUGAAGUUGAGGGUGAAAAAGGAAGUACUGCCGAGCGAAUCAAACAAAGAUUAAAAUCUAAGCGGUUCUUACUUGUCUUAGAUGAUAUGUGGACAGAUAACGAGCACGAAUGGGGAAAACUAUUAGCUCCAUUAAGAAAUAACGAGGGAGAAAAGAGUAAUGUUGUUAUGGUCACCACUCGAAAACCACGGGUAGCAAGCAUGGUCAGUUCAACUAAUUCUCCGAUUGAGUUGGAACGUCUAAAUGAGGAUAAUAUUAUGUCAUUCUUUGAAGUAUGUGUAUUUGGCAACCAAGAACAACCAUGGAAAAUCUAUCCCGAUUUACAAGAUACCGGAAAAGAAAUGGUGAGCAAUUUAAAAGGUUUCCCUCUUGCUGCAAAAACAGUAGGUAGAUUAUUAAGGAACAGACUUACAUUGGACCAUUGGACAAGAGUUGCUGAAAGUAAAGAAUGGGAAUUAGAAACCGAUCCCGAUGACAUUAUGCCAGCUCUAAAGCUUAGCUAUGACUAUCUCCCUUUUCAUCUACAACAAUGUUUUUCCAACUGUGCAUUGUUUCCAGAAGAUUAUGAAUUUGGUAAGAAAGAGUUGUUUCACUUCUGGAUUGGACUAGGUAUUUUACAUUCAGACGAGCACAAAAGAGCUGAAGACGUUGGACAGGGCUAUUUAGAUAACUUGGUUAAUCAUGGUUUUUUUAAGGAGAAUAAAAACAAGGAUGGCCCUUGUUAUGUUAUCCAUGACUUGUUGCAUGAGUUAGCAGUGAAGGUCUCGUCAUAUGAAUGCCUUAGUAUACGUGGUUCUAAUGUGAACUCCGUUCAAAUUCCCCGCACCGUACGUCACUUGUCUAUCAUCGUAGAUAAUGUUGAUGUCAAGGAUAGAGGGACUUUUGAUAACUAUAAAAUUGAUUUGGCCAGAAGGCUAGGUAAAAAUUUGGAUGUUCAAAACCUACGCACUUUGAUGUUAUUUGGAGAAUACCAUGGAAGCUUUAUUAAGGCUUUCAGGUAUCUGUUUAGGGAAGCUAGAGCUAUUCGAACUAUUUUACUGUCUGGAGUGUCGUAUUCUGUGGAGGAUAUAUUGCAGAAUUUUUCAAAACUUAUCCAUCUACGCUACCUAAGGGUCAUAUCAAACGCUAAAGUGUCCUUACCCAGUGUAUUGUUUAGAUUAUAUCAUCUAGAGAUCAUUGAUCUAGAAAAAUGUUAUGCCGACUUUGGUUUGACAUGGCAUAUGAGCAACCUUAUAAAAUUGCAUCAUUUUCUUGUGUCGGAAGAUCAACUUGAGCUUCACUCUAACAUAAUUGAGGCAGGGAAACUAAAAUUCUUGGAGGAACUGAGGAGAUUUGAAGUUGGAAAAGAAAGCAAGGGUUUUGAACUUAGACAACUAAGGGAGUUGACAGAGCUUGGAGGAUCACUUGAUGUUUAUAAUCUUGAAAAUGGGCAAGCAAACAAGGAGGCGGAAGAACAAAAAAUCUUACAUAAAAAAUACUUACACGAGCUACUAUUAGAAUGGUCUAACAAUGCUGCACCACAAGAAGAAGACAUUCUUGAGAGUCUUGUACCACAUCAAAAUCUUCAACAUCUAUGCAUUAAAGGUCAUGGCGGUGCUAAUUGCCCAUCAUGGCUAGGUCGGAACCUUUCAGUGAAAAAUUUGAAAUCUCUUUGUCUGUGUGAUGUAUCUUGGAACACACUUCCACCUCUUGGGGACUUCAACUUUAUUAAUGAUCCCGGUGAAGGGUUUAAGGGUCUUGUCUCAAGCGAAAACUUCCAAACAUUGAAAAAGCUAAAAUUAGUUAACAUACCAAACUUGAAAAGAUGGGUAAAAAAUGACAAUUGCCAUUUUUUCUCUUGUCUAGAGGCUGUCGAAAUUACAGAUUGCCCUGAACUCGUGGAGUUGCCGUUUUCACUUCCUUCUUGCUGUCAAGCAGAGAAGAAGAACCUGAGAACUUUGUUUCCUGAACUACAGAACCUGAAGAUUGUAAACUGCCCACAGCUAUCCUCCUUGCCUCCUAUCCCUUGGUCUCCUGCCCCAUGCUCUAUUGAGAUAGAAAAUGCAGGAUCAGUUUUCCAGAAACUUGUUUAUUCCAAAGACGAUGAAUCAAAAUUAAGCCUACAAAUUGUGGGAAAAGAUGGUCUGCAGAGCAUUCUCUGGAGUGGGUUGGUUUUUCACAAUUUACCUGAUCUGGAAGUGUUGACUAUAGAUAAUUGCCCUCCCCUGCCGCUGAUUCACCUAGAAAAACUAAAGUCUCUAAAGACACUCAAUAUGCAUAAAAUGGGUAGCACCUUAUUGUGGUUUGAAGGUGAAAGCCAUAAAAUGGAAUCUCCGGUUCCAGUUGAACGCAUGGGGAUCUCGAGUUGUGGUGCUAAUGGGAAGGAAUUGACACAGGUGUUAUCUCAUUUCCCUAAUCUCACAGAUUUGGGUAUAGAGAGAUGUGAGAAGAUAGCAGGUAUGGUGCUUGAGCAUCAGAAGGUGGCCACGUCACCUUCAGCAAAGAAAACAGAGCUGGCACAUCGUACUGGACACCAACCGCAACAGACUACAGGAGAGGAAGAAGUCGCAGCAGCAAGAGAAGAACUGCUCCUCCUGCCUCCCCAACUACAACAGUUAUCGAUCUGGUCUUGCCCUAACCUGGUCUUGUCCACUUCACCGGGCUUCGGUGGUGGAGGAGGCGAAUUCCAAAGCCUCUGCUCCCUCCGCUGGUUGAGCGUAUACUUUUGCCCCCAGUUCUUCUCCUAUUCGUCCUCCGCCUCCUCUUGUUCCCCUUUCCCGACCUCCUUGCAAGAGCUCAUUCUUCGGGGAACGGGGGGCACGGAGAUGUUGCUUCCUCUCUCAAAUCUCACCUCUCUCACCCGUCUACACGUGAAACGCUGUGGGGAUCUGAGAGGCGAGGGCUUAUGGCCUCUCGUUGCCCAGGGCCGCCUCACAAGUUUACACAUCUCCACAACCCCCAAAUUCUUCUCCGGUGCCGAGCCCUCAUGGCCCGACGAUGAAGAGAGCAGUUCCUCUUCCUCCAGAGUCGAGUCUAUGGUGAUACCCUGCUUCGCGGGAGUCUUUACUCGGCCAAUCUGCAGACUCCUCUCUUCCUCCCUCACCGAAUUAAUCUGUUGGGAAGACAAAGAGGUGGAGCGCUUCACGGCGGAGCAAGAGGAGGCCCUUCAACUCCUCACAUCCCUCCGGGAACUCAAAUUUCGUGACUGCGAGAAGCUGCAGGUCCUCCCUGCAUCGCUAUCCAAGCUUACCAACCUCAAGAAAUUAUACAUCCAGGGGUGUCCAGCCCUCCGGUCGCUGCCCAACGACGGCUUCCCGAGUUGUCUGGAGACAUUAAGCAUCUGUGAUUGUCCGGCCAUCAAAUCUCUGCCCGACCACGGCCUCCCGAGUUUUCUACAAAAAUUAGAGAUUGACACAUGUCCAGCCAUCAAAUCUCUGCCAUCAAAUCUCCCGAGCUCCCUGCAAGAAAUAGAGAUUUCCAAUUGUCCGGGCAUCAAAUCUCUGCACAAAGAAGGCCUUCCAAGUAAACUACGGGUAUUAGAUGUCAGAUUUGGUGAUAACAGCAAGGAGCUAAGAAGGCAGUGCCACAAGUUAAAAGGAACCAUUCCAAUUGUCAAGUGCUAAUCCAAGGGCUCUUCUUGGACUUGUACAUUCUUCUAGUAUACCUUCAUAGAUACAAUUCUCUCUGUAUUGAAGCACAGUUCAAGGUGUACUUUCCAGUGCUAGCUUGAAUGUCUCCAAAUGUAUUACCAUGCUGGACAUGAACAGGUCCGCCUCUGCCAUGGAGUUGUAAAUUCUUCUAUCCUUGGAGAAUUUCGGCAACAAGGCAGAGUUCACAUGUCAUGUUUGGGUGGUAUCACCUCCUUAUACAUAAUAUGGGAUCUGUUUGGGAGCUGCGCCUUCUCAUAGCCUCCUAGAGAUCUGUCCAAGCUUCUUGAAAAAAAAGGAAAAAUAUAGAAAAGAAAAGAAAAGAAAAGAAUGGAAAAAAAGGAAUAAGGAAAAGGAAAAGGAAAAGGAAAAGGAAAAUGAGAACAAGAAAGUAAAAGGAAAAAAAUCUCGAAGCUCCAUCAAUUCACAGUUCACACUUGUCGGUCUUGUGUGGUAUCUUUAUGGAAUGUAGUUGUGUAGUUGUAGUAUAUAAAUUCUUCCAGUUAAAGAGUAGAAGUAUUGUUUUUUUAUUUUAUUUUCUAGGAUUGGUUGGCUGGUAGCCAUGUUUCAAAUUUGGAAAGUAUAGUACUAAUCACCUUCGUGUUGGUGCCUUGCAUUGAAGCUGGAGUUAACAGAGUCUUAUUUUGUAGAUCAAUCUACCAGCUGGAAGCUCAAGUAUUGCGAUGUUGUGGUUGGUUCAGGCGUGGUCUUCUGACACCGCAAUAGCCAAAUGAACAAAAAGGCACUGUCUUGUGGAUGCAAUUUUUGUUUAUUCCAAGCAUUUCUGUGCCAAAUACCAGGGUUACAUAAUUCUUUAACUCCAUGGUGCACACUCUGAAACAAAAGCAUCUUUAGCUUAGUCUAGUAAACUCAUAAUCGAGGAUUGCUGCCAUCAAUAUCUGAUCAGGCCACUUGGUUUACCUUCAUACUUAAAUAUGGUGUCCAGCCCUGCAUCGCUACAUCAAUAUCUGAUCGAGGAUUGCUCCUCCCUGCAUCGCUAACCAAGCAUACCAACAUCAGGGGAUUAGGUAUCGGGGGGUGUCCAGCCCUCCGGUCGCUACCCAACGACGCCUUCCCAAGUUGUCUGGAGAAAUUAAGCAUCUCUAAUUGUCCGGCCAUCAAAUCUCUGCCCGACCACGGCCUCCCGAGUUCUCUACAAAAAUUAGAGAUUACCGAUUGUCGAGCCAUCAAAUCUCCCGAGCUCUCUGCAACAAUUAACGAUUCACAGUUGUCCGGGCAUCAAAUCUCUACACAAAGAAGGCCUUCCAAGUUCACUACGGGUAUUAGAUGUCAGUGAUCAUGAUAACAGCAAGGACCUAAGAAGGCAGUGCCACAAGUUAAAAGGAACCAUUCCAAUUGUCAAAUGCUAAUCGAAGGGCUCUUCUUGGACCUGUACAUUCUUCUAGUCUACCUUCAUAGCUGUAACUCUCUGUACCCAAGCACAGUUCAAGGAGUUUCCACUGCAAGCUUGAAGGACUCUCAAUGUGUAUCUCCCAUCCUGUACAUAAACUGGCCUCUGCCAUUGAGUUGUAAAUCCUUCUAUCCUUUAAGAAUGUCAGUAACCAGGCAAUUCCCAUGUCAUGGCCUUGGGUGGUAUGGCCUCCCUGUACACAAGUAUGGGGUAUGUCUUGGAGUUGUGCCUUCUCAUAGCCUCCAAGAGAUCCAUCCAUGCUUCUUGCAAAAAAAAAGGAAAAAAUGAAAAAAAAAGGAAAAUGAAAAGAGAAGGAAAAAAAAGAAAUGGAAAAAAGGAAAAAAGGAGAAAAAAGAAAGAAAGAGGGAAAAAAGAAAAGGAGAAAAAAAGGAAACAAACAAUCGAGAAAAGAGGAAAAGGAGAAAAAAACUCUUCAUAGCUGACACUUGUGUGUCUUGUGUGGUGUCUUUAUGAAAUGUAGUUGUGUAAUUGUACUACAUAUGUUCUUUCAGUAAAAAGUAGGACUAUUAUUUCAUUUUCUAGUUCGGGACUUCCACAAUCAGAACUAGGUUUUCCAGCGCAAAAUAAAAAUUUGGAAACGCUAGUAGGCCCCACCAAAACAGAGAGGAAAGAAAAGAGAAACAAACAAUUAGUAGCUCGUCCCCUUUGUCCUGCUGGUGGUUUGCAUUGAAGCUGGACUUUAUAGAGAUCAAUCUACCUGGAAGCAAAAGUAUUGGAGGAAAUUGUUGUUUGUUCAGCCAGUUGUCUACCACUGCAAUAGCCAUACUAACAGAAAGGCACCGUCUUGUCUUGUGGAUGCAUUGCUGUCUAUUCCAAGUGUUUCUAGACCAAACACCAGGGCUAUAUUAUUCUUGAUUUCCAUGGCGCACACUGUGAAACAAAAGCAUCUUUAGCUUAGACUAGUCCAAUCAUAACCGAGAAUUGCUGCGAUCAAUAUCCAGGCGACCUACGUUUCCUUUCAUACUUAACAUGCAGAUCUGAUAUUGAAGGAAUCAGCGAAAUAGUCAUCAUUUUCUUCGCAACAAUAGCUGCUCAUCUUGAAGUCUUCAGUGUCACAAAUUUGCUGCACCUUGACGGCACAUUCUUAUAGUUCUUUCAAAAGAAAAAUAAAAAAAUAGAAGAGAAAAAAGAAAAAAGAAAAAAAAAGAAAAAGAAAAGAAGAAAAAGAAAAAAGAAAAAAGAAAACAAGGAAAAGGAAAAAUAAUUAUUUUCGAAAAAAUAAGUUCAAGUGCACUCACAGUUCACACUUUGGGUGGAGUGUGGAAGUUCACACUGUGGGUGGAGUGUGGAAGACGGAGUAUAGUGACUGCCCUUCACUAUGCACUGGUGGCGUUGACAGAGGUCCAAAGGCAUAAGCGGCGGGUGGCGGCCAAAGGCAUGGGAGGGGCAGUGGCGGGUGAUGGGUGGCGGCGUAAGGUAUGAGAAGGGUGUGGUAAUGUUGUCCGUUUGUGGUGGAAGAUUUAGGGAUGACGGUGGCAUAAAAGCAUAGAUGACAUCCUUGUUUGGCAUAAAAGCCCGGAUGUGCCUGUUGUUUGAUCUGCCAUCCCUUCAGUCAAUGCCGCAGGCUUCAUAUAUAUUCUUGCUGUUUAGAUGUGCUCCGUGGAAGAUUCGUUCAACAGUGUGCUCCUCGAGCUGCAGAGGUCCGUCAUCCAGGAUGGUGGUAAUCAAUGAUGCUUCUUGUCAGUUCAUUGCAGCUACAAGCAAAGGCUAUGUCGAUGGGUUGGAGCAUGGCUCGUCCUACAGUGUGCUCGUCAAGCUUCGGUGGUUGCUAGGUGGAAUGGAAGCCCCCUUCUGAUAGAGGUCCUCCCUAUAUAGUGGCUUUGUCUUUUUUCCGUUCUCUCUUUUUCUUGUUUUGAGCCUGUUGGGUCUCACCUUUUGUUGGCUUUGUCUGUACUCAUGCUUCUUGCGCUUCCUUAAUGAAAAUGACACGACGCUCGGCGUGUUCGAGAAAAAAAAAUGAACGCGGUGAGCACCUUACUGUUUCUGAAAAAAAGAAACAAAUUCCAUUUGUAAUGCUGACUCUUGAAGCGCUGUAAUCUGCUACCAUAUUGUUUUUUCUCAAAGCAAA